This is a messenger RNA of Camellia sinensis, 2631 nucleotides long. The record is from RefSeq and is a predicted model, not a curated record. NCBI's taxonomy places the organism in Eukaryota, Viridiplantae, Streptophyta, Magnoliopsida, Ericales, Theaceae.
UUGCCUAUGAGUGUACUGCAGCUUCAGGUGGAGCAGCAACAUGAGUAUCCAUAUCCAUUGGAGCCUCCAGCUGCAGACCCACAAUUGGUUGAGCAAGAGCAGCAAUCAAAAUUAUGCAAUUCAGGAAGGCCUCUAGAACUCUGUGCCCAAGAAAAGACAUGCAAGCCCCUUCCAAUGACAUCAACUUCUCUUGCCUUACCCCUGAAUUCAGAGCCACCUGAGCAGUGUAAACUGGAUCUUCCAAAUUCUGGAAGAAUUUUGGAUGUCCAAAUGACAACCAAGGGGGGAGUUGGUGAAUUUUCUCCCACACUGCAGCAGAUAUUGGAGGAGCAGAGGCAACUACGGCAUCAAAAUCAAAGGCAAUCUGAACACAAACAACUAACGACGGAAGCCAUGAUGCAGCAGCGGCAAGGUAAGAAGCGUGGUCAAAAAAAGCAGUCCAAAUCCAGGCCAGAGGCAAUUAUAACUCAAGAUGUACCCAUGAAUUCCAGUCGGCAACUAGAGUUUCCAAACACAGGGAGGUCUUCAGGGCCAGAAACAUUGACAGCUUCUCUUGAUCUGCCCGACUGGUCUGAGAAGCAACCAGAUUGUUCAGUUCCAGAAAAGCCUAUGGUUCUGGAUUUGGUAACAAUGGAACAAUCAUCUCAAACAGAGUUGUUCCAGCGAGUAAAGCAGCAUGGUGAAAGAAAGAUGACCAGAUCCGAAUCCGAAACGGCGAGAACACAGGAUCUACCCAUGAAUUCAGAGCAGCUAGCAGAGCUUCCAAAUUCAGUACAGUGUCAACGGCUAGAAAUUAGAACAGUGGAGACAAUUUCCAGGGCAGAGAAGCAGCAAGCAGUGACAGCUGCUCUUGAUGUACCAAAAUAUCCUGAGCAGCAACCAGAUGCUUCAGUUCCAGGGAGACCCAUAGAGCUGAAUCUGGCAACAAUGGAUCAAUCAUCUCAAACUGAGAGGAUGCGGAGGCAACUACAGCGUUGGUGUCAAAGUACAUCCAAGUCUAAACCACCAACUACAUCCAUUACGGAAUUGUUGCCCUCAGAGUUUCAAUAUCAGGAGCCUGAGCUUCAAAUUGAAGAAAGUCCUCCAGAGAUAAAACAUACACAAGUAGAGGAAUCAACUCAAACAACAGAGCAACAAGCAAAUCUCUCUGGUGGGCAAAAGCAGAUCAAGUCCCAGCCAAAGAUAAUAACAGAUUUUAAUAUGCCCAUUGCUCCGCAGAAGUUGGAGCAGAAGCAGCCACCAGAGCUUCCAAAUGCAGAAAGGGCACAGAAGCUGAAGUGCAAGCAGAAACAAGAGAAGCCACAGCAUAGACAAUUACGGCCUCGGCCUCCAAAACCUGAACAAGCUACAGCAAAACUUCCGAAUAUGGGUACUCUGCAGGAGUUAAAACAGAAACCAUCAGAGGAAUUAAUUCAACGAGGGCAGAAGAAACCAAAACCCAGUGGUCUGCAGAUGCUAUCUGAGCAAAAAACGCGAACAGAUUCUCUUGAUUCACUCUUGGCUUUACUGUGGAAGCCAGAACAGCAACCAGUGUUUCCAAGUCCUAAAAGAGCAAAGAAGCAGCAGGACAAACAGGCACAGGAGAAUCCACAACAUAUGAAAUUACGGACUCGGUGCCCCAAAUCUGAAGCAACUACAGAUACAACUACAGCACAAUCAGAGCCUGUGCAAGAUCAGCAUGAGGAGCAGCAACAACUGGAUUGCCAAGAUGGAGGGAGACCUCUUGAAAGAAAAUCUGAUAUGACUUCAACUGUAGUGGAAUCAUCACCAUCAGAUCAUCAGAAUCAACAUGAACACCAGCAGCCAGCUCCACGUGGUCGUGGGAGACCUCGUAAGUACAUACCUGAUGAUACAACAAUGCAAAAUGUGUUUCCUUCAGAAAAGAAGCUGCAGCAAGCCAAGCGCCAAGGUCAGGGAAGACCACGAAAGUUGAAUAAAGGAAAAUAAGGUCAGCAACCCUGGUAGGUGAGCAUUCUUAUGUUUUCUGGUGGCACCAAUAUGAUAUUGAUGGCAGUAUAAUUUUCAAACAAGUAACAUUUCUUUUGUGGAUUAGAGAAUUUAGUUAAGUUGUUUCAAAGCAUUUAUGCCUAAAGGUUUGAUAUGAUAGUAGUAGCACAGUUGCUCUUUUACUAGACCUUUUAAGGAUCAAAUUUUUACCCUGCCAGUGGAGCUCUCAACAUUUUAUGUCCCCGUCUCAAGAUGCCUGAACUAGAUAUAGAGUGAAAGUAUCUGUAUCCAGUAAAGUUAUCAGAAUAGUCCUUAUGGCAAUUACGUCUAAUAGAGAAAUGAUUGUGAUUUCCUUUCGUUUUUCUUUUUCUUGCCAGAGGAGGUACACUUACAGCAUAAGAACAAACAUUUUCCCUGCCAAUGUGAGUAAUACCGGCACUUCACAUAGUUUCUAUAAGAAGGUCCAACAUCAAUACAAGUAGACUGCAAGACAGUUGAAACGCUAGUAGUAUGGUUUGCCUUUUCCUAGAAUGAUUGUGAGAAUCAACUUUGUCUUGCUUUGACUAAUUCCAAAUACUUCAGGGCCAUAAUGUUAGCGAAGAAUCUCAUAGGGCCAUGAUGUUAGCGAAGAAUCUCAUAUGGCUAAAUGCACAUUAUGAAAACAUUUUGUUGCGAUUUGCAUGA